GCGGGGCCUGGAGGCUGAUGGCCUCCGGGCGGCAGGGGGCAGCCUCUCCCAAGGCGGCGGCUCUCGGUUCCCUGCUCCGCGUCUUUCGGGCAUACAGUGACCUCGGGCGGCGGGUCGCGUCGGCCGGGCAUGGCGGCAUGGAGCCCGGCCGCGGCAGCGCCUCUGCUUCGCAGGAUCCGCGGGCUUCCACUUCACCAUCGGAUGUUUGCCACCCAGACUGAGGGGGAGCUCAGAGUGACCCAAAUUCUCAAAGAAAAGUUCCCACGAGCUACAGCUAUAAAAGUCACUGACAUUUCAGGCACUAAAAGAAGAAAUCAAAGAGAUGCAUGGAUUACGGAUAUUUACCUCUGUCCCCAAACGCUGACCACGCCCUGGCUGCAUAGAUGCUGCUGCUUAAGACCUCGGAUGAACUUGACUAACAUCAUUCUUCCCUAAGCAUUCACCAAAAAAUUUAUAUAUUUUGCUCAUAUACAUUUCCAUAUUAUAAUUAUAGAAGAUGUAUAAUCUAUUUAGAUGUUAAUUAAAGGAAACAAACAACUGAA
Macaca mulatta (Rhesus monkey) is the source of this 542-nucleotide messenger RNA. RefSeq names its product bolA family member 3 (gene BOLA3). NCBI's taxonomy places the organism in Eukaryota, Metazoa, Chordata, Mammalia, Primates, Cercopithecidae. The record is from RefSeq and is a predicted model, not a curated record. Gene Ontology annotation, cellular component: mitochondrial matrix.